AUGUCAUUAGGUGUCUCUCUGUCACAACUCGUCGAAGAAAGUUUAGAUCAUUUGACUACAGGUAUUCCAGAGCUGGAUGAGGCAUUAUCUGGCGGCUUGCAAUCCAGAUCUAUAUAUGAGGUUUAUGGCCCGCCAGGAAUCGGGAAAACACAUUUUGGACUUCAACUCAUUCAUGAGAACAACAGUAAGUGUAUUCUAGUGAUUGACGGCCAUAAGACUACCCCACUAAACCUUGUUUCUAGGUGUAAGUCACAGGAUUCAGAACUCGAGGGAAAGUUGGACACUUUACGUAUCACAAAAUUUAGUCAGCUGGUCUACUUCUUCCAGGAACUUAAUGAGAGGUACGACUUGAUUAUACUAGAAGGAAUGUCCCAAAUUGUGAUAGAUUAUUUACAUGCACAUAUGAAUUAUAAGAUAUGGAAAGCCAAUAGCACUUUGCAUGGUUUUAAAAAUCGUAGCAUGAUUGUGUUAAUGACACAACUGACAAGAUAUGUAAACAAGCACAGGUCUUGCAUCAUAAUGCUCAAUGAUUCAAUGAACACGGCGUACCAAGACUACUCCGAUCAAAGUUUGGUCUCAUUUGGGGGGGAUGCAGCUUCAUUCCUUGUAAAAUCCGAAAAGAAACGUCAUGUUCAAACUCUAAAAAGUGCACUUGUUGCGAAUGCCAGUGUUGGUGGGAAAGAUUCUAGGUGGGAGGUUUUUGUUCGCUAUAGAAUAGGAUUGUUCUGGGACUGGAGUCCGGCUGGUCUGUCUAAACUACAUAAUGGAAGGAAAGGUGGGGUUCCAAAGAGAAUUAGAAUUGCAGUUGUAUUCCCAUUAAUGAGUAACCCAGCAACAUUUAGUGACACAACCCAUCCUACUGAAGAUGAGCAUGAGCUGGUUAAGUUAACAAUUGAUUCAAAUGGGUGGUUCAGAGCGCUGGGUGCUGCAAAUUCCGGUCUUAAUUCUGCAUACAAUCAGGUGCCCAGGAAACCACAACAAUGUGAAAGAAGUUCUCCAACUAGAGUCCAAGCAGACAAUUAUGCCAAACAAUUCCGGUCAUUUUCGGACAACGCAGUCGUUGCGCAAACACCCACACACACAUGCGAUCAAACCGUGUACCCAGCUUCUCCCACACUCGACGUAGAACUAUCCGUUGUGUCUGUGACUUCAGAAGCGCCUUCCCUUUUAUUACUACCACAAGGAGGUCGUGGAAGCCCAUCCCAUCAUGAACCAGAAAAAGCCGAUGUUACCAAGGCAGUGCCAGGAUAUCCAUCGAACGAGGAAUCAUACUUUUCCUUAAGGCAGCGGAACAAUAGCCCCGAUUUAAUCUCUUCCAAGGAGGUUUUACGAAAAAAAAGAAGCAAAAAUUAG
This is a messenger RNA of Eremothecium cymbalariae DBVPG#7215, 1353 nucleotides long. It is a transcript of the gene RAD55, whose product is annotated as putative DNA-dependent ATPase RAD55. Gene Ontology annotation, cellular component: Rad51C-XRCC3 complex; replication fork; Rad51B-Rad51C-Rad51D-XRCC2 complex. The record is from RefSeq and is a predicted model, not a curated record. The transcript has a single exon. The coding region runs from base 1 to 1353 and encodes 450 amino acids. Gene Ontology annotation, molecular function: four-way junction DNA binding; ATP-dependent DNA damage sensor activity; ATP binding. Gene Ontology annotation, biological process: reciprocal meiotic recombination; DNA repair; meiotic DNA recombinase assembly. Lineage: Eukaryota; Fungi; Ascomycota; Saccharomycetes; Saccharomycetales; Saccharomycetaceae.